CGCCGAGCGCGCUCUUCGACCUCACCGGCCGUGUCGCGCUCGUGACGGGCGGUGGCACUGGCCUUGGUCUCGCGAUGGCCACGGCGUACGUGCGUGCCGGCGCGCAGGGUGAGUGUCGCAGCAUCAGCGGCCCGAGCGAGAUGGCGUCUGCGCGAUGAGCAGCAUGCAGCGGGAACAGAGCGCUGGCUGAGGCCUGGACUGCAGUCAGCGCCCGUCGACUCAGCAGGCCGUCGGCUGACCUUCUGCGCUCAGUGUACAUCUCGUCGCGCAAGAUGGCCAACCUCACCGCCGCGGCCGAUGCGCUCAAUGCGAUCCGUGCUGGCUCGUGCGUGCCCAUCACGUCGAACCUCGGCGAUGCGGCCGGCUGCCAUGCGCUGGCAGACGAGAUGGCGAAGCGCGUGCAGCAGCUCGACAUUCUCGUCAACAACAGCGGCGUGGCGUGGGCGAGUCCGAUGGAGUCGGUGGAGGAGCGUCGCGGCUGGGACAAUGUCUUCAACCUCAACACAAAGUCGGUCUUCUACCUCACCGUCGCGCUGCUGCCGCUGCUCAAGAAGGGCAAGAGCGUCGAGCAGCCGGCGCAGGUCAUCAACAUCUCGAGCAUCUACGGCAGCCUGCCGCACGCCAACAUGCCCACCGCCAAGGUCGGCCACGGCGCGUGGAGCUAUCUGAGCUCCAAGGCCGCUACGUCUCAUCUUACGCGCGUGCUAGCCGCGAAGCUCAAGCCUGAGCACAUCAACGUCAACGCACUCGCACCAGGCUUCUUCCCGACGACCAUGACGCGCAGCGGCGAGAGCGAUGCGCUCGACGCCUCGCACCCGGGCGGCCGCAUGGGCUCGCAGUACGAUCUGGCAGGGCCAGCACUGCUGCUCGCGACCAACGCGCAUCUGUCGGGCGUCACGCUGCCCAUCGACGGCGGUGCCACACUCAUCCCUGCUGCCAGACUGCCACCAGGCACGCGCGAGAGACACAUGCCCGUCGAGCGGGCAGAUCGACUGAAUGCCAAGCUGUGAUGAGAAGCCCGACACGGAAUGCAUCGGAUGACCACCCAGGC
Tilletiopsis washingtonensis is the source of this 1051-nucleotide messenger RNA. RefSeq names its product NAD(P)-binding protein. The record is from RefSeq and is a predicted model, not a curated record. The transcript is spliced from 5 exons. The coding region runs from base 273 to 1010 and encodes 245 amino acids. Lineage: Eukaryota; Fungi; Basidiomycota; Exobasidiomycetes; Entylomatales.